AUGCCCAGUGACUCGGAGUCGGGAGCCAUCGCCGCACAACUCGCAGCCGUACAUAUGGAGACGACGGCACGAUCUGAUCCUAACACGUCCAUAGAGGGUGCCUCUGCUGCGGCUGUACCUGCUCUGGAGCCUCGUCCAGCGACGGCUUCAGAAGCAGCACCGCCGCCGGUGCCCGCCUCACCGAUCACGGACACGGUGGAGACUGCUACAGCUACAGCGCCGACACACGAGUUGAAUGCUCGAGCUCACCAGGACAUCGCUUCCCAACCAUACCCUGAAGAAUCAUACCGCGCUAGCAUCGUCGCCUUGGAUGCUCCGCAAUUGCUAUCGCAGCCGACUGAGACAGAGCCUAGGGCAGUCGCGGGGGCCAGCCCCACACGCCAAGACGAGCUGCCCUCGCCGCCCCAAACGACGGACGAUGAGCCGACAUCGGCCGGUACACCAAGUAGUACUGCCCAUCCUUCAAGCUCUGUGCAAUCUGUUGCAGAUCUGCCAACUUCCUCGACUGAGCUCUCGGAGCGACACGUAGCACCGGGAGCAGAUCUGCCAACUUCCUCGACUGAGCUCUCGGAGCGACACGUAGCACCGGGAGCAGAAGCAGAAGCAGGAGCAGGAGCAGCAAUCGCGCCAUUUGUCAUUCCUCGCACCGCGACAUCCUCCCUGGCCCCUGUCGCACCUGCCUCAACCAGCAUACCCCCCGCGGCGCCGAUCGGGGCCUCGCAGCCGAAUCGAGCGUCCCCUCAAGACCAAGAGCAAGAAGAACAGUGGCUUCUCAAGACGAUCGUCUGGCCACCACUCCCACCAACCCCUUCAGGAUAUGAGUCGUCGUCUAACCCGCAAACGAUCAAGAUCAUCUGCCAAAAUCUCAACGGGCCGUGCUCCUUUAUUGCCCUAUGUGCGUGCCUUUGCUGUUUGCCUCGGUGCGAUCUUACUGCACAGCAUAUUGAAGAAUUUUUUCUCGUUUGACAGGCAAUAUCUUGUUACUACGCCAUUCGAUCAGCUUACCCUCCCACCUCGACCGAGUGUCCUAUUCGGACCUCUGCUCCAUCCUCGCCGACCACCUUCUCCAGCGCAGCAACACCGAAGGUUUCUCGGCCUCCAUCAGUUCUGCCCUCUCUACCCUACCUUCAACACGCUACGGCCUGGACCUCAACCCCCGUUUCGGCUCCAUCGACGGAUUUACCCCUUCCCCCGCCGUAUCGCUCUUUAAAGCCUUCGAGAUACCCCUCUUACACGGCUGGUGUGUAGAUCCCGACGAACGCUCCGGCGAAACGUGGAAUGUCGUUGUUGAGAAUGGGGAGGAUUACGAUUCGGUCGUGGAAAAGAUCGUGCGAGGAAGGGAAUUGAGUGGUGGGCAAUUGGAGGGGGAGAUGAGGACGCAGGAUGAGGAUGAGGUCGUGAAGGCGGUGGAGAGGAGCUCGAAAUGGACUGUUGAGGAGGCCAAGGCUGUCAGGGAAGGCAAGUAG
Molecule: messenger RNA, 1466 nt
Organism: Microbotryum saponariae
Lineage: Eukaryota; Fungi; Basidiomycota; Microbotryomycetes; Microbotryales; Microbotryaceae
Source: the annotation of a GenBank genome assembly